Molecule: messenger RNA, 732 nt
Organism: Sclerotinia borealis F-4128
Lineage: Eukaryota; Fungi; Ascomycota; Leotiomycetes; Helotiales; Sclerotiniaceae
Source: the annotation of a GenBank genome assembly
AUGUCAUCCUCAACCUCCUCCUUAUCUACGCCAUCAGACAAAGACAAAGAUAAAACUUCCCGUCCGAAACCUACAUCCACAUCAUCCUUCCCAACACUCUACAUCCUCUUUGUCCUAAUCUUCCUCAUCGCCCUCUUUCCCCCUCUCUUCCACGCUCUUUGGACACUCCCCUUCAAACUCCUCCUUCCCAGCACCUAUUCCUCCUCCCUUUCCCCAGCACGCUACACCAAACCCGCCAUCAUGUCCUGGACACAAAAAACCAUUUCUCUCCCCUCCAAAUCCCGCGGCUCCUACCUCAUUACCGACCACAUCGUCUCCUCGAUCCCCGAAAUCAAAUCCUAUAAAGUUGGGCUUCUGAAUCUGUUCGUUCAGCAUACGAGUUGUGCGCUGAGCUUAAAUGAGAAUUGGGAUGAGGAUGUUAGGGCCGACAUGAGUGAUGCGUUGGAUAGGAUUGCGCCUGAGGAUAAGAAGGGAGAGUUGUAUAGACAUAGUGCGGAGGGACUGGAUGAUAUGCCGGCACAUAUUAAAUCGGCGUUGGUGGGAGCAACGGUCACGAUACCUAUCACAAAUGGAAAGUUGAACACGGGAACGUGGCAGGGGAUAUGGUAUUUGGAGUUCAGAGCAAGCAAACAUAGUAGGAAGGUCGUUGCUACAAUUCAGGACCGACCGACCAAGGUUGAGUUCACAACCACCCUCAUGCAGCAAGCAUUGGGGGAUACUGAUAUCCCUUGA